AUGGCUUGGAACUCCUCGACGGCCUCUGUCACUCCUACGACGUUGCUGUUGUCGAUCGAUGGGUUGAGUAAUACCCUCAAUGUCAACAUUGGACAAACUAUCACGGGCGCGACGAUUCUAGGUGUAAUCUUCCAUGUCUCAAUCCUAAGACCGUUCGAGGUCGAACAAUUCAUGUACACACUCAUUAUCGGAUCCUUCACCCUAACCAUUGGUUUAUUCGCGAUACAAAUUUUGUUUGGGUCAUCGUUUCUAGAUGCUACGAUAGGUGUUUCACUGCUAUCAGGUGGUUUUGUCGGUGGUGUGGUGGUUUCCAUGGUGGUCUAUCGGCUGUUCUUCCACAGACUCCGCAAGUUCCCGGGCCCAGUGGGAGCCAAGCUUACCAAAUUCUAUUCUGCCUCCCUUGCAGCCAAGACAGUUCAGUAUCACAAGGAUGUGAGCCAAAUGCAUGAUCGUUAUGGCGAUUUUAUCCGUACUGGUCCCAGGGAGCUGUGCAUUGUUCGAAGCUCAGCAGUUCCACUAGUCUACGGUCCAAAUACCAAAUGCCGAAAGGCAACUUGGUAUGUGCAGGUGGAUACUGAUUAUAGAAAAUGCUCUAUAAACAUGACCCGAGAUGUUGAAGAUUAUCGACGCAGGCGCAGGAAUUGGGACAGGGGUUUCGCAAUCAAAGUCCUACAAACAUACGUCCCACGUAUUACCUUGGAGGCGGAUCAAUUCGUUUCACAACUUGCAAAGCUUCAGGGUCCAUUGAACGCGACAGCGUGGACUAACUACCUAGCAUUUGAUAUUAUGGGACAGGUGGGAUUUGGAAAGGAGUUCGGGGGCGUCAAAAGUGGUCAGGAACAUCCUGCUAUAAAAGGUGUUCACGAUCACAUGAACAUAUUGGGCAUUGUCAGUCAUGUUCCUUGGCUUUUGAACAUCGCCUCGCGGAUACCUGGUGCCACGGCAGGCUAUGCUCCGUUUUUCAACUGGUGCGCGUCCGAGAUCAAAGCAAAGCAAAAGAUGUGGACAACCGAACAGCCGCCAUCGGAUAUCAUAUCCUGGUUGAUCAAGGCAUUUGAAGAGAAAGAUAUCUCGGCAUCGCCGUCCGAGGCUGCAUUGCACGAAGAUGCACGUGUUGUGAUUGUUGCUGGCAGUGAGACGACUGCAACUACAUUGGUCUCGGUCCUCUUUUACUUGGUUAAACAUCCAGAUAUCUACAGGAAGCUACAACGCCAAGUGGAUAGUGUGAUGCCGUCAAUGGAUGACUGGACAUACGACAAGACGAAGUCUCUUAUAUUCAUUGACGAUAUAAUCAAUGAAACAUUGCGCCUGAAGCCGGCUCUUCUGACAGGUAGCUAUCGAAUGACUCCACCAGAAGGCAUUCAAGUCGAUGAGCAGUACAUUCCUGGCAACACAAAUGUUAUCGUCCCCACGCAGUUGAUUCAGACAGAUGAGAGAUACUGGCCUCAUGCGCUCGAAUUCAUUCCUGAGAGAUUUGGCGAGAGAAGAGAUGAGCUAAAGACUGAUGGCGCACCAUUCCUACCCUUCACUCUUGGCAUGCAUUCGUGUCCCGGAAAGAACUUGGCAUUGAUUUCAUUGCGCAUUUCAAUUGCAAAGAUCGCUCAGCAAUUUGAUAUAUCUUUUGCUCCUGGUGAAGAUGGAAGCAAAUUUGACAAUGGAGCAUUGGAGACUUUCACGACCAUAUUGCCGCCACUCAUGAUGCAAUUCCUCCCGAGGAAGUAG
Molecule: messenger RNA, 1722 nt
Organism: Truncatella angustata
Lineage: Eukaryota; Fungi; Ascomycota; Sordariomycetes; Amphisphaeriales; Sporocadaceae
Product: cytochrome P450
Exons: 5
Coding region: 1-1722 (573 amino acids)
Molecular function (GO): monooxygenase activity; heme binding; oxidoreductase activity, acting on paired donors, with incorporation or reduction of molecular oxygen
Source: RefSeq, a predicted model, not a curated record